UAAUAUUGUAAAAUAAAUUAUGGAUAAGAUAUUCAAGAAGUUGGUGAGGGGUACGAAUUUUAAAAAUGGACCUUCUUCGGGUAUUUUCGUUUUUCGAGAUGGAGACAAGGAAUCGGAUUCCGGUGUUUUUGAUGAGGAUUUUAGUGUAGUUAACUCUUCAGGAGAAGAUUUUAAUGAUUAUAGUCCGUUAGAUACUUUUUCAGCAUUGGAUUCCUUAACUACUGACGACAAAAUCAGUGAAAGGGCCAAAGUUAUCUCAAAAUCAAUUAAUUCUAAACUUAAUUUUGAUAAAACAACACCAAUUCAGAGAUAUGUAAUACCGAUAAUGAUGAAGGGGAAUGAUGUGGUAGCAGUAGCACCUACUGGUUCAGGGAAAACUUUAUCAUACUUAACACCGAUUUUACUCAAAAAUCUGGAGGAUAGCUUGAGUGUGAUAAUAAUUGUACCUACUGUAGAGUUAGUGCAACAGGUGAAAUCAGAAUUCAUAUACCUAACCGGUGGUGAAAUUUUUAGUAUUAAAGCACUUGAAAAGAAUAUGACUGAAUUUAACUUCUCUAUCGCAAUCACUACUCCACUCACUCUCUACACUCUACUACACAACAACGCGUUGAAAACUGACUUAAUGAGGGGAUUGAAGUGUUUGGUGUUGGAUGAGUGUGAUAAGUUACUGGAGGAAGGGUAUGGUGAGAAUAUUGAGUAUAUAAUGAACCUGAUUAAGGAUUUUAAAGGUAUUCAAAAGGCUUCAUUCAGCUCAACAUUACAAUCUGAAGUCCUAUUACUCUCCAAAUCACAUUUCAACAAUCCAAUUCACAUCACCAUAGGAAAAGAAAAUGUAUGUUGUUGUAAUGUAGAACAAGAAUUAAUCUGCGUUACUAAUGAUAAAGGUAAAUUGUUGAUAUUGAAGCAAUUGAUAAAUGAUGGGAAAUUGCUACCGCCUAUAUUAGUGUUUUUACAGAGUAUUAACAGGGUUAAUGAUUUAUAUAAUGAACUCUCACAGCUGAAUUUAAAUGUUCAAAAAUUCACUAAACAACUCACUCUCAAACAACGGCAAAAUAUCAUACAAAAAUUCAGAAUCGGACAAAUUUGGAUAUUAUUGUGUACUGAUAUAUUAUGUCGUGGUAUCAACUUUAAGGGGGUGCAUUCGAUAGUAAAUUAUGACUUACCGUUAACACCUCAAGUGUAUAUAAACAGAGUUGGUAGAGCUGGAAGAGGUACAAAACGUGGUAAAUCUGUGACUUUCUUCACUAUUAAUGAUUUUAAAAUCUUGAAUCACAUUAUACAAAUCAUGAAAUUAUCCAAAUCCAACAUUCCACAAUAUCUUCUCUCACUCAAACCAAUACAUAUUCAACGAUUGAAAAAAUUGGAGAAGAAACCACCAACAAGAGUUAAUAUUGGACCAAUAAAAAAAAAGAAAAAAUUCAACAAAUCCAAACCAACAAAUACUGAACACACAACCACUGACACAUGAAUUCAAAUUAUGGAAAGUUGACCCUAAAAACUUCUAAUCCUAUUCACUGUACAUAUAUAUAUUAUACUAUUAAUAUAUAAUAUGUAUAGUAUAGAAGUAGGACUAAAUUGAUGUGUUUUUGCACAGUAUUAAACAAAAGUCCUGGUUGUCUAAUACUUAACGAUUUGUUUAAACUUUAAAUAUUAACUGCUAAACAUGGUUUGGUUUAGGCGGCCGCAUGAAGUGCUAGU
This is a messenger RNA of Theileria parva strain Muguga, 1698 nucleotides long. RefSeq names its product DEAD/DEAH box helicase family protein (gene ddx52). The record is from RefSeq and is a predicted model, not a curated record. Gene Ontology annotation, molecular function: ATP binding; nucleic acid binding. The transcript has 10 exons. Lineage: Eukaryota; Apicomplexa; Aconoidasida; Piroplasmida; Theileriidae. Gene Ontology annotation, cellular component: 90S preribosome. Gene Ontology annotation, biological process: maturation of SSU-rRNA. Bases 20 to 1468 code for a protein of 482 amino acids.